AUCUUGAGGCGUAAGAGAAUUGAGCAGGAGAAUCGUAGAGUGUUUGUUGGGAGAGAAUGGCUGGUGGAGGUAUUUCUAGCAUGUGCCGGGCUGUGUUCGUGAUGAGUUUUAUGUGGGGCUGGUAUUGCUGUGUGGCUGAGCAAGGAACAGCCACAUUUUACACUGCUCCAUAUGUCCCAUCGAAGUGCUAUGGAUACGACCCCAAUCAAUUUCCAGCAGGAGGUUUGUUUGCGGCGGCAAGUGAUGCAUUCUGGGGCGGUGGAGCGGCUUGCGGAAAACAGUACUGAAUCACAUGUACCGGCGCAACAAAUCAGGGCGUUCCGAUGCCAUGCAAGAGCGGAUCCAUCGUCGUGAAGAUUGUUGAUCAUUGCACACCCGGAUGCGCUGGCACCAUCGAUUUAUCUCAAGCUGCCUUCGCCGAUAUUGCCAAUCCUGACGCUGGCAAAGUUAACAUUAACUAUGAACAGCAAGUUGGUGAUUGAUUUAAUCAUAUUUUUCUGUUGUUCCCCGUAAUAUAUUCGAUUAAUUAUUUUUCCUUUGUUUUUCAGGGCCUGACCAUGCUGAGCAGCCCUACUAUUACUAAAUAAAUAAAGCGCGUAACGACGUACGAAGCAGGCUGCUUUGAAUACGCUUCACUUUGUUAUGUGCAUUUAAUAUUAUGAAGAAUACAGUCAAUUUCUAUGGUGGCUAUCGUGUUUGUCUUAUUCGA
Molecule: messenger RNA, 709 nt
Organism: Cryptomeria japonica (Japanese cedar)
Lineage: Eukaryota; Viridiplantae; Streptophyta; Pinopsida; Cupressales; Cupressaceae
Product: EG45-like domain containing protein
Exons: 2
Coding region: 57-287 (76 amino acids)
Source: RefSeq, a predicted model, not a curated record